Molecule: messenger RNA, 417 nt
Organism: Acanthoscelides obtectus
Lineage: Eukaryota; Metazoa; Arthropoda; Insecta; Coleoptera; Chrysomelidae
Source: the annotation of a GenBank genome assembly
AUGGCGCUAAAAAGGUAUGAAGAUAUCAAACGAUAUUUGCACUUUAUAAACAACGAAGACAUUUCACCAGAGAACAAAGAUUCGUUUAUCAAAGUACGGCCAUACCUGGAUGCCCUUUUAGAGACAUUUGCCACGUCAUGUACUCCAACUGAAUAUAUGGCUAUAGACGAGAUGAUUAUUCCAUUCAAAAGUAGAAGCAAAAAUAAAGAAUAUAUAAUGUCAAAACCAAAAAAAUGGGGAUUCAAAGUUUGGCUGAGAGCGUCUGCUGAUGGUAAUGUCUCUAAAUUUGAAAUAUAUUUGCGUCUGUCUGGGGUGAAAAUAGUUAACUCAUUUUCCUUCGAAGCUAUUUCCACAACAAAAUUUGCAAGUUUCACACCGGCACCGAAUUCAGAAUCAGACAACGACCUCGAUAAAUAG